Thamnophis sirtalis is the source of this 451-nucleotide messenger RNA. Lineage: Eukaryota; Metazoa; Chordata; Lepidosauria; Squamata; Natricidae. The record is from RefSeq and is a predicted model, not a curated record.
UUUCUCCUAUUAAGGUAACACACGUGCCUGGCUUUGGAAAAAUAACUGGCAAAAACCAGGUCACCGUGAUGAAAGAUGAUGGCAGCACUCAGGUUAUUAAUACGAAGAACAUCCUUAUCGCUACAGGUUCCGAAGUAACACCUUUCCAAGGAAUUACGAUUGAUGAAGACACCGUCGUAUCGUCCACUGGCGCGCUGUCUUUGAAACAGGUUCCUGACAAAAUGGUGGUAAUUGGUGCAGGAGUGAUUGGCGUAGAACUGGGUUCAGUCUGGCAGCGUCUGGGUGCCGAUGUCACGGCGGUGGAAUUCUUGGGCCACGUCGGUGGAUUGGGCAUCGAUAUGGAGAUAUCCAAGAACUUCCAGCGCAUUCUCCAGAAACAAGGGCUUAAAUUUAAACUCAACACGAAAGUAACCGGCGCCACAAAGAAACCGGAUGGAAAGAUUGAUGUUGC